Clarias gariepinus (North African catfish) is the source of this 321-nucleotide messenger RNA. RefSeq names its product C-C motif chemokine 3-like. The record is from RefSeq and is a predicted model, not a curated record. Gene Ontology annotation, biological process: positive regulation of ERK1 and ERK2 cascade; inflammatory response; positive regulation of GTPase activity. NCBI's taxonomy places the organism in Eukaryota, Metazoa, Chordata, Actinopteri, Siluriformes, Clariidae. Gene Ontology annotation, cellular component: extracellular region. The transcript has 3 exons. The coding region runs from base 13 to 321 and encodes 102 amino acids. Gene Ontology annotation, molecular function: CCR chemokine receptor binding; chemokine activity.
ACAUCUGCAGCCAUGUCAUCUCAUUCUCUCCUGCUGGUUUUGCUGGUUCUCACCUGCCUUCAGAGCUUCACAACAGCUCACAACAAUCAGCCAACCCCAUGCUGUUUCAGUUACCAGAAGAAUCAACUUCUUGUGAAACGUAUUACAGGGUAUAAAGUCACAGGGCGUGCAUGCACAAAACCUGGAAUCAUCUUUGCCUUACAGAACGGCCGACGUGUGUGUGCAGACAGCAGUGUCGAGUGGGUGAAGAAACACAUGAAAACUGUUGACGAUCGACAAAAGCCCAGUCUCAAACAGCUGUUUGUUUCUUCUCCCCAUUAA